AUAACGUACGUACCCUUGGAACAGAUAAGUGGCGGCGGGUAAAGGCCGAGUGGAGAUAUCAAAGAGCAAGCUUCAACUAUGGCGGACCAACGAGACGCACUCGUAGACUCGGACGGUACUUCAACGACUGGUGCCAGACCAUGUGGGCCGCCGCCGCCACAGCGAAGCGAAUCUUCAUACCGAGUUGAUGCAAUGCAUAUUCCGGAUUCCAUGAGGUACAUGAUGAACCACGCACGCAGAGGCCGCUGCUUGAUAUUUAACUUCGAGAGCUUCCACGGUCACCAGGCUCCCGGCCAACGUGAAGGAACAGACGUGGACGUGAGAGAGAUCAAACGCGUGUUUUACCAACUUGGAUUCGAAGUCGAAGUCCAUACCAAUCGCAAAGCAAGAGACAUGGAGGAUAUGUUGUGGGAUGAGGCAAUGGAGAACACUGGAGCCGAAGUGGACUGUUUCGUCUGUUUCGUACUAAGUCAUGGCCAGUUGGGAAAGAUUUACGCCUCUGACGACUGCAUCAAGUUACAGGCACUGAGCCGACCCUUCACUUCAUCGGUGGCCAAGCAUCUUCAGGGGAAGCCCAAGAUAUUUUUCGUUCAGGCGUGUCAAGAAGUCGGUGGAGAUUACAAUGCAGCCAUUGACGGGGAAUGGAGCUACGAUAUACCGUCGCAUCCUGAUAUAUUUUUCGCCUUUUCCACGCCGCCAGGCUACUAUUCAUGGAGGAACCCAAGGACUGGAUCCUACUUCAUCCAAACGCUGUGUAAGGUAUUGGAUGACAGCAUCACAGCCGAAGGCACAUCUCCUGAUCUGGAAACGCUGGUGAUUGGCGUGAAUCGAUACAUCUCGUUCAAAUUCGAAUCCUACGUUCCCACCAAAGAAAAGCUUCACGAGAAAAAGCAAACGUGCUGCUACAUUACUACCCUGACUAAGAAGGUGGUCUUUUCUAAAAGGUCAACUGGAAGCAGGAGAAUCAUAUAGUGUGGUACCUCGGGCAUGUUGUCCGCUACCUUUAGCAGAAACUUCUUUGCCCCACUCUCUUGUACGCUUUGGGUACUCGCAAUAAAGCGACGCGUGUAUCUGGUAUACA
Ornithodoros turicata is the source of this 1081-nucleotide messenger RNA. RefSeq names its product caspase-7-like. Gene Ontology annotation, biological process: proteolysis; positive regulation of neuron apoptotic process; apoptotic process. Lineage: Eukaryota; Metazoa; Arthropoda; Arachnida; Ixodida; Argasidae. The record is from RefSeq and is a predicted model, not a curated record. Gene Ontology annotation, cellular component: cytoplasm. The transcript is spliced from 8 exons. Bases 79 to 972 code for a protein of 297 amino acids.